GCGCUGUUUUUUAAACGUUAUUUAGGCAGUGCGUGACCCGGAAAAUGGAAUGUGAAAAGAAGAUGAAGUUGGGUUUGCUUGUCUUAAUUCUUUGUGAAGUUUGUAUUACAGCCUUUCUUCCCUGUAUUCAUGGAGUGAGGUUACCGUAUCCGCAAGAAAGAGCCUUGGAGAAAGCGCCUGAGUAUUUGGAAAGACUGGUAGGAGUGGAAACUGAGAAAAAUUUGAUGGGUGAAAAACAGCCAAGGGAGCUAUCAGGCUCAAACCCGUUGUUACUAACGGAGGGACUGCAGAACGUUCUCCGGGGCUUGUUGAAGGAAGGCGUGGCGGUGUCUGAUAGUGACUCCGUAAGCAAGAAGACCGUGUCUGAACAAGACAGUAGCUGGUGGCUCCCUAAAGUAUACGUUUCGGGCAACAUACUUGGAGAGAGAGAGACAGUGCAUGGCGGACAACACAUAAAUACACAUUCUCCCAAACUAACUGGACGGUUACAAGAGUUAGAUGGUCUGGCUCGCACGCUAAAAACAGCACCGCAGCCCCACGCUGGAAAGGACUCCAUCUACCAAGAGAAGUACUUCCAGCAAAUCAUGGACCAUUUUGGUUUUAGUAAGCACGGCAACCAAACAUACAGCCAGCGCUACCUUUUCUCAGAUAAAUACUGGGAUAAAGGUUUUGGUCCAAUCUUCUUUUACACUGGAAAUGAAGGAGACAUUUGGGUCUUUGCAGAGAACUCUGGAUUCAUUGUGGAACUUGCAGCAGAACAGCAGGCACUGAUCAUCUUCGCUGAACAUAGAUAUUAUGGAACUUCACUUCCUUUUGGAAAAAAAUCAUUUGAGAAAUCUAACAUUGGACUGUUAACAGUAGAGCAAGCCUUGGCAGACUAUGGAGUGCUCAUUAAAGCACUUAAGAAGCAGUAUAAUGCUGAAAACUGUCCUGUAGUUGUAUUUGGUGGGAGCUAUGGAGGAAUGCUGAGUGCCUUCAUGAGAAUACGGUAUCCUAACAUAGUAGCAGGGGCUUUAGCAGCUAGUGCCCCUGUAUUGUCAACUGCUGGUCUAGGAGACUCCACUCAGUUUUUCAAGGAUGUCACACAGGAUUUCUAUUGCAGCAGUCCCAUUUGUGUCAAUGCUAUACGUGAUGGCUUCCAGCAAAUUAAAACUUUAUAUGAACAACAAGCAUAUGAGCAAAUCAGCAGUAAGAUGUCUCUGUGUUCAUUACCCAUUUCCAUAGAAGACCUGAAUCAACUGUACCAGUUUGUGAGAAAUGCAUUCACUGUUCUGGCAAUGAUGGACUAUCCAUAUAGCACUAACAUGUCAGCCCCACUCCCUGCCAAUCCUGUAGAGGUUGCAUGUCAAAAAAUUCUGAAUGCAGCAGAUCAUGUGACUGGGUUACGGGAUAUUUCUGGAAUGCUUUACAAUUCUUCUGGGGAGCUGAUAUGUUAUGACAUCUACAAACUGUUCCAUAGUUGUGCAGACCCAACAGGCUGUGGAACUGGACCAGCUAGCCAAUCAUGGGAUUAUCAGGCCUGUACAGAGAUAAACUUGUUAUAUGACAGCAAUGGUGAGACAGACAUGUUUCCGAAAAUCCCUUUCACAGAUGAUAUGCGACAAACCUAUUGUUCACUGAGAUGGGGAGUGCAGCCCAGGAAAGACUGGCUAGGCAUGCAGUACUGGGCAGAAGACCUGAGUGGAGCUAGUAACAUAAUAUUUUCCAAUGGAGAUCUGGAUCCCUGGGCAGGAGGUGGUAUAAGAAAAAACCUAAGUGCAACAUUAAUCGCCAUAAAUAUUGAAGGUGGUGCCCAUCAUCUGGAUCUCAGGGCAUCUAAUCCUGCAGACCCACCUUCUGUGAGGAAAGCUAGAGAAAUGGAAUCGUUCAUUAUUCAGCAGUGGGUGAAAGCUGCUAGGCUAGAAAAGGCCUUCAACCAACUAUCAAAAAUUAAGUGUCUUUCAUGUGUCACUUUAUAAUGGAACUAAAAUCAAAAAAUGACUUCACUAAUGCCAAUGAGUAGUACAUUUUUUGCAGAUAAAAUGUGCUUUUCACUUAUGUUUUCCCUAAACUUUUUUUCAAAAGAAGCAGGCCUUCUUAAACA
Messenger RNA from Protopterus annectens (West African lungfish), 2083 nucleotides. RefSeq names its product dipeptidyl peptidase 7 (gene DPP7). The transcript has 12 exons. Gene Ontology annotation, molecular function: dipeptidyl-peptidase activity; serine-type exopeptidase activity. NCBI's taxonomy places the organism in Eukaryota, Metazoa, Chordata, Ceratodontiformes, Protopteridae. Gene Ontology annotation, biological process: proteolysis. Bases 45 to 1958 code for a protein of 637 amino acids. Gene Ontology annotation, cellular component: vesicle. The record is from RefSeq and is a predicted model, not a curated record.